CUAGCAUUCCCUGACCGCAGCCAGGUCAUCGGUAGGUUACACAGCGGAUGAAUCCGUCAAUAGUGCGGAUCCCCCUGCGUACGUGGGUCGUGCGUCGUGCGUCGCAAGCCAUCGGUGUUUCCCAAGAUAGCGUUAGGACGUUACGUCGGCCUCGUGAUACCACCGUAGGGUGUAGAGGCCUCGCGGCGUGCUUGCGUUGCCUACCAGCAUCUAGGAAGAGAGCUCUUCCAUGAUUGGUGCCGAGAUCCAUAAAAGCGUUCGCGCUGCAAGCCAAAGUCAAUUCUUCGCAGCAUGCGUCUCAACGUGAGAAACCUCCUCGCUUCCUCUCUUCCACUCGUGGUCUUGGGUGCGCGCAAACGUGAUGUAUCUCCAUCCGCAACCUUUCAACUUUACGCGUACGGCGAUAGCUUCGGGGGUCUGCCGCUCUUCUAUGCCGAUGGCCUUGCGUACAUCGGUGAUCCAAGUCUUUUUAACAGCUCUGAGGCUGCUGUUGUGAUCUUCACAAUCGAUUCUGAACAUCAUUUCAUCGGCAAUCCGAACAGUACCCUCAGUAACGUCGCACCCUCAUGGUCCAACAUUACGCUCUUUGUUCCCGAGCCCUCUUCAGGAGAUAAACGUGUUGGCUUCCUUCCACCGAACAACGGUACCGGCAACAGUACUACUCAAACAUCCGGCUUCGCAUUCUAUGGGUCCACAGCUAUGCUUCUCGGCGAUAACGGUAGCAUCGCAACCUCUUUUAGCGGAAUGAAAUUGCAGGACAGCGGCGUGUACGAGUUGUUCUGGAAUGAGACUCAAGGGACAGUACCGGUGACGCUGAGAAGAGUGCGACCCAGCACCACUCCUAAGAAAAUGACUUCGGAAUCUCACUAGUUCAGGUGUUCAUCUACCGUUGAACGUCAGCCAUCACCCAUAAUUUUACUUCGUAAAUGGAAUAUGUCAAUCUUCACAUGCGUACUCAGUGAGCAUACAGCGGCGCGGACCGUUCGCGUUCG
Molecule: messenger RNA, 992 nt
Organism: Alternaria rosae
Lineage: Eukaryota; Fungi; Ascomycota; Dothideomycetes; Pleosporales; Pleosporaceae
Exons: 3
Coding region: 292-870 (192 amino acids)
Source: RefSeq, a predicted model, not a curated record